This is a messenger RNA of Scophthalmus maximus (turbot), 4029 nucleotides long. It is a transcript of the gene siah1, whose product is annotated as siah E3 ubiquitin protein ligase 1. The coding region runs from base 953 to 1978 and encodes 341 amino acids. Gene Ontology annotation, biological process: proteasome-mediated ubiquitin-dependent protein catabolic process; multicellular organism development. Gene Ontology annotation, molecular function: zinc ion binding; ubiquitin protein ligase activity; ubiquitin conjugating enzyme binding. Lineage: Eukaryota; Metazoa; Chordata; Actinopteri; Pleuronectiformes; Scophthalmidae. Gene Ontology annotation, cellular component: cytoplasm. The transcript has 5 exons. The record is from RefSeq and is a predicted model, not a curated record.
GAGGGAGGAAGAGAGACACUUUGUCUGGGACUUUCCCUCUCCACCGUUUUCCCCCAGCAGGAAACUCGGGGGGGAGCACAGCCAGCUUUGUUUCAUCUUCAAGCAACUCUUCUGCUCAACAAAAUAUUUGUUUCUGUCGUGAGCAUUGUACUUUUGUUUUGCUGCAAAACUAGAAUUUUUGGGAACCGGUCUUUGUCGGCGCAGCGGCAGUCUCUUCACUUCCUGAACAUUUGGCAGCAAAGGGGAAACAAAGGUGGAACUUUAACCGACCCGGCUUCGAGGGAAAUCUAAAGUGACUUAACCGAAAUAUCUCAUGUUGCCUCCAGUUUCUCAGCGGCCCGGGAGCAGCCAAGGGAGUGGCUAGUUGACCACACACACACACACACACACACACACACACACACACACACACACACUGACAGACGGGCUCGCGGACUAAUGCGAGGCUUUCAGUGGGAGAGAAAGCAAAUUAGUGACCUUCUGUUUCUCCGAGCUGCAGCGCUAGCACCUAGCAACCUGCCUGGUGCUUUCCUGGCGUUCACUUUGGUUCUGGAUAGGCAGAGGGUCGACGGACGCCUGCUGGACGUCAGAGGCUUCUCUUUUUUUCCGUGACUGAAGGACUUUUCAUGUUUCGUAUAUUCGGGGAUUGCGUUGACAAAGGCACCGGCACUCUGCUCUCUGUUCUCUCCCGUCCCAACCCCUCGCGGGCGUUUAUUUUUCCGACUCUUUAACCGUCCCCGUCUGCCCCAAGUCCGGACACAGCGUUCAUUCUUUCAUUACAGCUCGCUCCCGGACCCCUCGUGUGCGCGAAUGGGGGGCCGAGGGGAAGAAAUAUGAUCCUCCUUUUUUGUGGUAUGCUCAGGGCAGCGGCAGCGGCAGCAACAGUGUGUGGUUUCCAUGGAAAAGGCCGGAGAAGUAUGGCACGGAGGGGCUGUGUGAACGCUCUGCCCCCAUGUCUCUGCUCCAAGUGAAUCUGAAGCCAGCUAGCGUAGCGCUGCAAGCUCCACCCUGGAACUGCCUGUUCGGACUCUUCUCGUGUGUAGCCACGAGGAGCGUGCACAAGACUAAAGAGGUCCCCACAUUUCAAGAGAAGACGAAAGCCUUACUUGGAAAUCUUAUGGACGAAGAAAUGAGUCGCCAGACUGCCACCGCGCUGCCCACUGGAACCUCCAAGUGCCCCCCCUCCCAGCGCGUGCCCACCCUGUCAGGCACCACAGCCUCCAACAGUGACCUGGCCAGUCUGUUCGAGUGCCCCGUCUGCUUCGACUAUGUCCUGCCCCCCAUCCUGCAGUGCCAGUCGGGACACCUGGUAUGCUCCAACUGCCGGCCCAAGCUCACCUGCUGCCCGACAUGCCGAGGCCCGCUGGGCUCCAUCCGGAACCUGGCCAUGGAGAAGGUGGCUAACUCGGUCCUGUUCCCCUGCAAGUACGCCUCGUCGGGCUGCGAGGUCACGCUGCCCCACACGGACAAAACGGAGCACGAGGAGCUGUGCGAGUUCCGGCCGUACUCCUGCCCGUGUCCCGGCGCCUCCUGCAAGUGGCAGGGCUCCCUGGACGCCGUCAUGCCCCACCUGAUGCACCAGCACAAGUCCAUCACCACGCUGCAGGGCGAGGACAUCGUGUUCCUGGCCACGGACAUCAACCUCCCCGGCGCCGUGGACUGGGUGAUGAUGCAGUCGUGCUUCGGCUUCCACUUCAUGCUGGUGCUGGAGAAGCAGGAGAAGUACGACGGCCACCAGCAGUUCUUCGCCAUCGUGCAGCUCAUCGGCACGCGCAAGCAGGCGGAGAACUUCGCCUACCGGCUGGAGCUCAACGGGCACCGGCGCCGCCUCACCUGGGAGGCCACGCCGCGCUCCAUCCACGAGGGCAUCGCCACGGCGAUCAUGAACAGCGACUGCCUGGUGUUCGACACGUCCAUCGCGCAGCUGUUCGCCGAGAACGGAAACCUGGGCAUCAACGUCACCAUCUCCAUGUGCUAGGAAGCUUUUCGAAAAGAACGAAGAAGAAUAAGAAGAAGAAGAGGGUCAAAAAGUUACAGAUUUGUCAAGGGGGCAUUUUCUUUAUGGGGGUGGGGGCGGGGUCAAAUGGGUUGUGACCUCACAGCGCCCUCCUCCCAACCCACCACCACCACCACCACCACCUCCGCUCUCUGCCUCACCCCCUAGAGACGUGGAAACCGGACUGUCUGAUUGGGCAGCCGUGGAGGCCCAGGGGGCGCUUGGGAUGGAUGGAUGGAUGGAUGAGUAAGUGGAUGGAUGAGUGAUUGAGUGGGUGAAUUAAUAAACACAAGGACAUUACUGUGUCAUGAUGGCUACAGACUCUAAACACACACACACACACUUAUGUGAGCUCACAAACUAAGGACGUGUCCGGUCGGACAGUUUCUCGUUUCUCGGUCACGCCUCCCACUCUCUCCCUCUGUCCGGGAACGACCUCCCUCCCACCACUCGUAUUUUACUGUCUCUCUCUCUUUCCUCUUCACCCUCACACAUUUCACACACUGCAGCUCCAUGACGCCUGGAGGCCGGUCGCCGCCGAGUGACGAACACACAAACACACACACACACACACACACACACACACGGACACGGACUCCCCGGUCAGUGCUAGGUAGCUAGCCAGCUAUCUAAGCUUUCCUUUCCGUCUGUGAACCCCCUCAGACGGGUCUAGAUCAAGCUACUCUUGGACCGUGUGGCUCAAACUGGAAGCAGGAAAGAAAACUUCCCUAAUCACAGAUUUUGGAUAUUUCAUUUUUUUCCCUCCACAUGUGACGGACACGUGGAUUACUGGCACAGAUGACUUGUAGCAAACCAGGAGCCGAGACCCCCUCUGACCUGCAUCUAGGGUCCAUCUGCGUCCGGAAAAACAUCCGCGUGGUGUCACGUUGUUUUUCCUCCCCCGGACAACACCGGUCGACGACCCCUCAAAGGCCCUCAGCGACAUCAGCCCUGGAUUUUCUUUUUAAUUUCUUUUCUUUCCACUGAGUGGACACGACAGCGCGUGCUCACACACACACACACAAACACAAGGUCUUGGCAUUACAGGCUGUUGUCCAGGCUGUGUGUGUGUGUGUGUAAGUGUGUGUGUAAGUGUGUGUGCAAGUGUGUGUGCAAGUGUGUGCAGGUGGAAUAGUGGGACAGAUCAAGUGUGUGUCGCCACAUUUUUAAAGAGAGAGGACGUCGUCUUUUUUAGGGGUUUCGUUUUUCACAACAAGGAGAAAAACAACAAUGCGCUUCAGUCGAUUCACCGUCGUCUGUAGGGGUUUUUCUUUUUACGUCUGUUUCUUUUUAAUUAUUUUAGUUUGUUUCUUUUUGUAUGAAAGAGUGUGUGUGUGUGUGUGUGUGUGUGUGUGUGUGUGUGUGUGUGUGUGUGUGUGUGUGUGUGUGUGUGUGUGUGUGUGUGUGUGUGUGUGUGUGUGUGUGUGUGUGUGUGUGUGUGUGUGUGUGUGUGUGUGUGUGUGUGUGUGUGUGUGUGUGUGAUGGAUAUUUGGCAAAGACGCCUGCUCCGUUUCUCCCGUUUCCUCUUCGCUCCGGCGUCGACUCGUCCGACCGAUCGGCCCCCACACCCAGGAACGAGGGACAGUUUCUACCGUUACGAUGUUGCUAUUGUUAUUAUUAAAUGGAGAUUAUCAUAACGAAUCGUUUUUUUUUGUAAUGACUUUUAAAAACAAGUUUAAAAAGGCAGUUGUAAAAAAAAAACUUGUGGCUAAACUUCAGUGUUUGUAGUUAAAAAGCAAGUUUGUGUCGUUCUCCUGAAGGUUUGUGUUCUUCUCCCCUCCCCCCCACAAGAGUUGGAUUGUCCCCCCUCCCUCAUCUUCUCGUCUCUCUGUCCUUUCUGUUCGUGUGGUAAGUCUUUUCUUUUUCUUUCUGUCUGUGAGGAGGGAGGGAGGGAGGGAGGUCAAAGCCAAUCAUCUCUCCCUUCUCUCUCCGUGUGGAGUCUCAGUAAAUGUUGCUGCUCUCCCUCAAACUCCUUGACUAUUUUUUUUUUUUCUGUUUUAAUUUUGUCAUUAAAUAAAUCUAUCUUUUUCAUA